GUUGUGAAAGUAGUUCAAAUCAAGUUAGAUUGGUCUCGCAGAGGGUGACAAAACAGUUGCGCUGUCUUCCUCAUUCAGUCGUUUACAAUUUGCCUUGCAGCAAACAGAUUAAACGCAGCCAUGACAAAGGACCCAAAUAAGCCAAGAGGGAAAACCUCCUCCUAUGCUUUCUUUGUGGCUACCUGUCGUGAAGAGCACAAAAAGAAGCACCCAGGGACCAGUGUGAGCUUUGCAGAGUUUUCCAAGAAAUGCUCAGAGAGAUGGAAGACCAUGUCAGCCAAGGAGAAGGUCAAGUUUGAAGAGAUGGCAAAGAAUGAUAAGGUCCGAUAUGACCGAGAGAUGAAGACAUACGUCCCCCCUAAGGGUGCCAAGAGGGGCAAGAAGAAGAAGGAUCCCAAUGCACCAAAAAGACCACCCUCUGCUUUCUUCGUCUUUUGCUCCGAUCACCGUUCCCGGAUCAAGGAGGAAAACCCUGGUAUCUCCAUUGGUGACAUUGCCAAGAAGCUUGGCGAGUUGUGGGCUACACAGAGUUCCAAAGACAAGGCACCCUAUGAGGCCAAGGCUGGCAAACUGAAGGAAAAAUAUGAGAAGGAUGUUGCUGCCUACCGAGCCAAAGGUGGUUCAGGGAAGAGCGAUGCUGGUAAGAAGAGUGGCCCAGGCAGGCCAUCUGCCAAGAAAGCAGAAGCAGCUCAUGAUGACGACGACGACGAUGAGGACGAGGACGAGGAGGAUGAAGAUGAUGACGACGACGAUGAUGAUGACGACUAAGCGGUUUAUGUUGAGGGA
Molecule: messenger RNA, 786 nt
Organism: Monopterus albus (swamp eel)
Lineage: Eukaryota; Metazoa; Chordata; Actinopteri; Synbranchiformes; Synbranchidae
Gene: hmgb2a
Product: high mobility group box 2a
Exons: 5
Coding region: 121-768 (215 amino acids)
Biological process (GO): regulation of transcription by RNA polymerase II
Cellular component (GO): nucleus
Molecular function (GO): DNA binding
Source: RefSeq, a predicted model, not a curated record